Molecule: messenger RNA, 4807 nt
Organism: Arachis ipaensis
Lineage: Eukaryota; Viridiplantae; Streptophyta; Magnoliopsida; Fabales; Fabaceae
Source: RefSeq, a predicted model, not a curated record
GUAUAAAAUCCGAUUUCACCAAACACCCAAAAGGAAAAAAAAAAAAAAUCCGAUUUCACCAGAGACAUUCUUCAAUCCUAAACCCUCGGAGACGCUCUCCGGCCUCCGCUCCUCCUGUACUCGCCGCCUCCGCCGCUGCUUCUGCUCCUUCCCCUCACGUUCGCCUUCGUAUUUGCUACGUUAGUGGUCGGUGGUGCUCCAUCGUUGCCUGCGCUUCUGCUCUGUCGUCCUAAUCCGCCAUUCGCCCCUGCUUUUGCUCUGGCAUUUCUUCCGCUUCCUCUCUGUCCUUCUGGACUUCUGAGAAUGCGUCAAGAAAUAGAACUUUUAAUUGUUAUGAGCAGGAUGUCUGAGAAUGCAUCAGGUGUUUGAUUAGUUUUCUCUGAGAAGUUCUCGUAACAUUCCUUUCGUUCAUUAGUAUCCCUAUGGACGAACCCUUGCUGCAUGUCAAAUCGCUUCGAGAAGCUGUAAAUGCUUUGUGUAAGUUAGAGCAGUCUCCUCAGCCGCAAAACGCUAAAGAAGCGCAGGCUGCUCAGAAACGAGAAGCUGCUUUGAAGCCGCUGGUGGAUUCUCUUUGUUGUGGUCUGCUUCGACAUCCUGAUAAAGAUGUUCGGCUUUUGGUUGCUAUUUGUGUCACGGAAAUUUUUAGAGUCAAAGCACCAGAACCACCUUUUGAAGACAAGUAUUUAAGGGAGGUUUUUAAACUCAUUGUUAAUUCGUUUGCGGAUCUUGCUGAUAUUGCAAGCCCAUACUUCUCAAAGAGGGUUAAACUAUUGGACACUGUGGCUCAAUUAAGGUGUUGUGUGAUAAUGCUGGAGAUUGACUGCGUAGAUUUGGUUCUUGAGAUGUUCAAUAUUUUCUUCUCUGUUGUGAGCGAUGAUAGCCAUGAUAGUUUGAUUUAUUCCAUGUCUUCUAUAAUGCUAAACUUAUUGAAUGAGAGUGAGGAGGCUUCUCAGCAACUGUUGGAAGUGAUUUUGCGAAAUCUUAUAAAGGGGAAAAAGGAUGCAACUUCUGCUGCUUAUCAACUAGCUGCAUCAGUCAUCAAAAGUUGUGCAGAAGAGGAUGCACUGAACUCCCUAGUUUGUAGGUAUCUUAUAUCCUGUAUACAUGCCCGAGAUGCUAUGGUCAGUGAGCUUAAAGAAUCAUAUCAUGAAAUCAUAUUCAAGGUUUUUCAAUGUGCACCUCAAAUGCUAGUUGCUGUCAUCCCAAGCUUAAUUGAGGAAUUGUUGGCUGAUCAGGUUGAUGUUCGGAUAAAAUCUGUUAAUUUGGUUGGCAAGCUUUUUGCAUUCUCUGAGGAGCUUGUUGCACAGAAGUAUCACGAUCUUUUUGUGGAGUUUUUGGAAAGAUUUUCUGAUAAAUCUGUGGAUGUAAGGAUUAGUGCUCUACAGUGUUCGAAAGCUAUUUAUGUGGCCAAACCUUAUGGGACAGAAUCAGAUGAAAUUAUCUCUGCUGUUGAAGACCGGUUGCUGGACUUUGAUGACCGAGUGAGAAUGCAGGCAGUUCUUGUUGCCUGUGAUAUUUCCAGGUCAAACCUGAAACUCGUUCCAUCCAAACUAAUAUCUCAAGCCACUGAAAGACUUCGGGAUAAAAAGAUAUCCGUCAGAAAGAGGGCCUUGAAGAAGAUGAUUGAAGUGUAUCAAGAUUACUGCACGGAAUGUUGGAAAGGCAGCAUGACAAUUAGCGACCACUUUGAGAAGAUUCCAUGUAAAAUUAUGUUGCUUUGCUAUGAUAAAGAUUGCAAGGAAUUUGGGUCACAGAACAUGGAAUUUGUUUUUGCUGAUGAUUUGUUUCCUGAGAACCUUCCUGUAGAGGAGAGGACAAAGCACUGGAUGCACAUGUUUUCACUUUUUAGUUCUCAACAUGAAAAAGCUCUGCUUACUAUUUUGACUCAAAAGAGAAGGCUACAAAAUGAAAUGAAAAAUUAUCUGGCUAUGAGGAAGAAAUUGAAGGGAGUUGGUUCUGAAGACCUACAUAAGAAGAUUGAAGAUAUUCUUGCAGAAAUGGCUGAAUCCUUCCCGGAUUGUCACAAGGCUAAAGAGGGCUUUCGCAGUUUAAACUUGACUAAAGAUAAUAAGUUGUUUAAAUCAAUUGAACAACUAUUGGAGAAACAGACUUUCAUAGUUAGACAAGCCAACCAAGAUGUUCUGCUGGGAAUGAUUGGAGACAACCAUCCGUAUCACGAAUUUCUGCAAUCAAUCUUCUCCAGAUGUUCAAAUAACAUUUUCAGCUCAGAGCAUGUCCAGUAUAUCUUAGAUUUUCUGUUGAAUAACCAAAGUGGAAAUAAUCACUUGGAGGAUUCUUCUGUGGAUCUUCUUCUGGUAACUAAAGUCGCUACUUUCUUUUAUUUAAUUACUUUUUUUCGUCUCUCUCUCUCUCUCUCUCUCUCUCUCUCUCUCUCUCUCUCUCUCUCUCUCUCUCUCUCAGAUCUCCUUACAACUGAUCUCGCAAGUUUUAUAUUUCCAGUUAUGUGGGUAUUGGUGGAGGUUGAGGAUCAAAUUGGUGAAAUUUGGUUAAUGGGUUUGGUUUUUUUGGUAGCAAAGGCAGGAGCUCAUGUUUCAUUUAAUAUUAGUGAUAUUUAUCCAUUUCUUAAGAAAAUGUGCUUGGAUGGAACUCGCACACAGGCCAAAUUUUCAGUCUCUGCAAUAGCUGCCAUAACUACUGAGCAAUCAGUUUUCUUAAAUUUAUACGAGGCGUUGAUCGAUCCUUUGUAUAGCCAGUGGAAUGUCCCGACAGUUUUGCAGUCCCUGGGUUGUAUUGCACAACACUCUGUUUUGACUUUUGAAACUAGAGGCGAAGAGAUCACAUCAUAUAUAACACAAAAGAUUAUUCAAAUGGAGCACUUGGAUGAUGGUGAUAGUGUGACAUGCUUAGCUAAUACUGCUCAAUGUUGCGAAUCUUGUCAAUUAAAGAUUUAUGGACUUAAAACCCUGGUAAAGAGUUAUUUACCUUAUCAAGCAGGCCAUAUCAAAUGCAAUAUUAAGUUUUUGUUGGAUAUUUUGUCAACAAUGCUAUACAACAACAAUUUUGAUAUGACUGAGACAGGCUCAUGGGAAAAUGACAUGUCUCGUAUCAGAUUAGCUGCAGCAAAGGCAGUUCUUCAGCUUUCUAGGAAGUGGGAUUUGCAUAUUACUCCAGAAAUUUUUCGCUGUACUAUUUUGAUUGGAAAGGACUCCUCGCCUUUUGUUAGGAGAACAUUUCUUGCCAAAAUCCACAAGUUGUUGAAGGAGCGUAAACUACCUAUUAGAUUCACGUGUGCAUUUGCAUUUGGAGUGACAGAUGGCAUUGAGGAUGUCCGAUAUCAUAGCUAUGAAUAUAUUGCAGAAUUUAUUAAGGAUUAUGGUCUUGUCACUCGUAAACAACAAAGUUCUGCUGCGCAUGGAGCAGUUGCACAUCCUACAUACAUGGUCGUCUAUUUGAUUCAUGUCCUUGCUCAGAAUAGCGACUUUCCACUGAAAGGUUGUCGGAAUGAAAAAUUGUAUGCUGACUUUUGUAGUCCGCUCUUCUUUGUCCUGCAGGCAUUUACCAAUGCCAGUAUAGUUGAUGGUGACCUGGAUGUUGUAAAUGAUGCUGUCUUGCAUCUUUUUAGUAUUUUUCGGGCAAUCAGAAAAGCUGAAGAUGCCAUUGAUCCCCAGACCAACGCUAAGCUGCACAUUCUAGCUGAAUUUGGGAUGUUUGCUUUAAAUGCAAUUAAUCAUGGUGCAAUAUCAGUAUCACAAGCUCCUGGGCAGAUUUUGCUUCCUUCCUCAUUUUAUAAAUUACAGGGCAAUUCAAAAUGUUCAGAGUCAUUUUGCGAGGAAGGUUUUCUAUGUAGUCUCUUUGCUACACUUAAACGUUGUACCCCUCAGGCAUUUGCUCAGAAGCCACUUACUAAGCAUGGUCGCAAGGGGCAAGAGGCUUUCCCCAAGUCUAAUACCAAAAUUUCCAGGGUUCUAGAUUUGACAUCUAGCAAAAUGGACAAUUUAUCAGUGAGAGCAAUAACAAAUGCUAAAUAUGUGAGGCAAGAUUCACCCCCACGGAAAAGGAGUAAACAUGUGCUUUCUUCUAAUUGUGGAUCAACUGGUUUGCAUGAAUCAAUAGAGAAGAAAAACAAAAUUGCAACCAAAAACUGUGAAAAGACUUCAGAGACAAACAUGCUCUUGCCUUGUGAUUCUAUGAGUGGGAAGGGUUGUCAGCCAGAAUUACAUUUGGUAUCCCGAAGAUCUAAAAGAGCUGCUGCUUGUACAUUAGAAAUUGUUCCUACAAGUUGCAAACAUACUGUUCAACAUUUCAAAUGCCCUGAAACCCACCUCAAAGAUUCCUGUGGUGUAAAGAAGCAAGAUAUACUGGCAGAUGUUUCAAAUAAAAAGAGUUUCUCCCACUGUGAUCCUGUGGAGCAUUCUUCUCUCAGUAGUCUAAAGGAAACUGUUGUUACAACAGGAGGUCUAACUGCCAAUGACAAAAGGUUACUGAAUCAGGAGAAUGGCAACCUGAUUAGAAGUGGAAAAUGUAAGGAAAAAUUAGCAUCGCAAAAUGUGACUACCAAUGUAUGUGCUGUCCGUAGAACAAGACGGAGAGUAUAAAUAUCAUGCUAUGUGGACAUUAUAUAGUUCAUGUAAUUGCACUUUUUAGGAUUCAUUUUUUGCUCAUUGCAAUAUUCGCGUUCCCUUUAAUUAACCACCUGCCCAAGUUCUGUAAAUUGUAUUGGCUUGACAGUGGAAUAUUGCGGUCACAUGCCACUCUAGCUCAUAUAUCGAGAGUUAUGCAAAACAAAAAUCGAUUGUUGGCGUAAUCUUUUACUGCUAUAAUAAUAUAUAUGGAUGCAUCUUAGGUA